Molecule: messenger RNA, 1219 nt
Organism: Malus domestica (apple)
Lineage: Eukaryota; Viridiplantae; Streptophyta; Magnoliopsida; Rosales; Rosaceae
Product: protein yippee-like At4g27745
Source: RefSeq, a predicted model, not a curated record
UUCCCAGGACUUCAUCUCUCGAUAUAAUGGUCAAAGAAACAUCUUUAAAUUAGUCCGACCAUGAAACAAUCUGUAUAUCAAUUUGUCGUUAAUAAUGUGUUGUGACCAUCGAAAUGUACCAAUGACAUGUUAUCCAUAUAGUUUCAACAUUUCCAGCAAAAUGUACCUUGUUAAUGUUGUUGACUAGUUAAAACACCGUUGAAAUUAUGGACACGCAAAUAAAAUUUACAUAAAUGAGAAUGUCAAGAUAAUACUGUUCUGAACAUAAAAACACUCCUUCAUUUUUUUGUCCAUAAGUCCUUGAUCAAAAGUAAAUAACUAUAAUUUAACGGUAAAAAUUUUGAAGCACCAUAAAUUUUUUGUAAUUUGAGACAUUGUUAUCUUGACGACUAUGUUUUAUAUUAGUCCUCCCUCCCCCGGUAUAGCAGUUGACACUUGGAAUAAACUAGGGGCUCCACUGGUAGAGCAGUUUACAGUUGGGAAUAAACUAGGUGGCUACUUUGUUUACACUAGCGCUGAUAAAGAUUUUUAUGUUUGAAAUACAGAACAGUACGUUAGAUGUUGAAACGGAGAUUUUGCAGAAGAUUCUAUCUCUCUCUCUCUCUCUCUCUUAAAAGGUUUCUAGGUCAAUUUUGAUCUUGUUGCAGUGAGAGGUGUUUAGAGCUGUGAAUUUGUUUGUUAAUGGCGGAUUUGGUAGGGCCUAGAUUGUACAGCUGUUGUAAUUGCAGAAAUCAUGUCUCACUUCAUGAUGAUAUAAUUUCCAAGGCCUUUCAGGGAAAACAUGGCCGAGCAUUUCUGUUCUCCCACGCAAUGAAUGUUGUUGUUGGGGCAAAAGAAGACAGACGUCUCUUAACCGGUCUGCAUACUGUUGCUGAUAUCCACUGUGGUGAUUGCCGUGAGGUGUUGGGUUGGAAGUACGUACGAGCUUAUGAGGCAUUGCAAAAGUACAAAGAAGGGAAGUUCAUAUUUGAGAAGUCCAAAAUUGUGAAGGAAGAUUGGUAGCAAAGGUUCCUGCCAUUUGUUCCGAUUUCUGUGUUAAGUGUACCAAUAUGCAGGUUCCUAUAUAUGCAGUGUUCUUCUUUGUACAGAAACUCGGCAUUCCUUGACAAUCUAUCAUUGUUUCUUGCGGUAAAGUUCUUUGCUUUCAUACUUUCCUUAUCGGUGUUUUGCUUCCCGGGACUUCAUCUGUAGAUAUAAUGGUCAAAGAAACAUCUUUAAA